Messenger RNA from Boleophthalmus pectinirostris (great blue-spotted mudskipper), 2474 nucleotides. It is a transcript of the gene fbln5, whose product is annotated as fibulin 5. The transcript is spliced from 11 exons. Bases 355 to 1776 code for a protein of 473 amino acids. Gene Ontology annotation, molecular function: calcium ion binding. The record is from RefSeq and is a predicted model, not a curated record. NCBI's taxonomy places the organism in Eukaryota, Metazoa, Chordata, Actinopteri, Gobiiformes, Gobiidae.
GUGUGCUUCGUGCCUGCGGCCUCCUGCGGCUCAGAAGCGCCGGGACACAGAGGAGGUGCCGCUGAUCGAGUCCAGCUGUGGGGAGAACUGUAGAGAGUUGGGGGCGCUCAUUUGCAUUGCUAAAUAUUCUGCAGCGACAGAGACGGAACAGGCCGCUUUGGGAUCACUUCCCCUGAACAGUUGAACAGUUGGUGCGCGCGGACAGCUAAUGAAAACCUGGUGCUCGCGUAAAGGCGCGUAGUGGUGGGGGGCGGUGUGUGCCCUGCUGGCGAGUGGCGAAGGGAACUCGGGGAGAGCGGACGGGUCGUCUCGUGUUUAAAGGAAACUUUAUAGAAGCCAAAACAAACCUUUGAAAUGCGUGGCUUCAGAUUAUGCUCCUCCAAGAGGAUGUUGGCAGCUUUGGUAUUUAUUCUACUGUUUAUUCACCCCGGGCACGGACAGACUUGUUCGGAGGGGUUUGCCUAUGACAGAAGGGCUCGACAGUGCAUAGAUGUGGAUGAGUGCCGCUCUAUACCAGAUGCCUGCAGAGGAGACAUGCGCUGCGUCAACCAGAACGGAGGGUAUUUGUGCAUCCCGCGGGGACUCUACAGCCAGUCCUACAGACCCGAGGUCCCGGCCCUGCCCGAGCCGGUGUACCCCGACACCUCAGGGGGGGCAGGGGGGUACCAAAAUCCCUCCACGGGGGUCGGGGGUUACACCGACACGUUCCUGCCUGGUCCUCCUCGAUCUGUGGAGCCCAGCUAUCCCCGAGUCAGGGGCACCGCUCCCUGCACUUUAGGAUACGCGCUGGCAGAGGACGGCACCUGUAACGAUAUAGACGAGUGUGAAACCAACUCCCACCACUGUAAUCCAACUCAGGUGUGCAUCAACCAGGCUGGAGGGUACACCUGCUCCUGCAUCGAGGGCUACUGGCUCAUCGGGGGGCAGUGUCAUGAUAUUGAUGAAUGUCGCUAUGGUUACUGCCAGCAGCUGUGUGCCAAUGUGGCAGGGUCCUACUCCUGCUCCUGUAACCCCGGCUUUGUGCUCAACCCAGACGGACGCACCUGUCAAGAUGUGGACGAAUGUGAAGAUGAGCCCUGUAGUCACGGCUGCUUUAACACUUACGGUUCAUUUAUGUGCAACUGUGACGAAGGCUUUGAGCUGGCCGCCGAUGGGACCACCUGCAUGGAUCUGGAUGAAUGCAGUUUCUCCGAGUUUCUAUGUCAGAACAGAUGUGUGAAUAUUCCAGGCUCCUUCACCUGUAUCUGUCCCCCCGGGUACUACGUUUACGAGGAUGGGCGGAGCUGUGAAGAUUACAAUGAAUGUGAAACUGGAAACAACACAUGUACAUUGGAACAAGUGUGUUUCAACUACCAGGGAGGCUACACUUGUCUGAACCCACUACAAUGUCCAACACCUUAUGUCGAAGUUAGCGACAAUCAGUGCAUGUGCUCUGCUGAGAACCCCCAGUGCCGAGACAAGCCCUUCACCAUCCUGUACCGCCACAUGGACCUGUCCUCCGGCCGCUCCGUCCCAGCAGACAUAUUCCAGAUGCAGGCCACCACGCGGUAUCCAGGGGCCUUCUACAUCUUCCAGAUCAAAUCUGGCAAUGAGGGACGGGAGUUUUACAUGAGGCAAACCAGUAACGUGAGUGCGACGCUGGUUCUGACACGACCGCUCAAAGGCCCUAAAGUCUUGGUUUUGGAUUUGGAGAUGGUCACCGUCAACAACGUGAUAAACUUCAGAGGCAGCUCCAUCAUCCGUCUGACCAUAUACGUGUCCGAGCACCCUUUCUAAGCAGCACCCAAUCAGAGCACCCACUGUGAGGUCAGGUUACGCUAAUGGACCACGUCACUCGCCCCUUUUGCAAACUCUUCGUCACGAUUCGCCUGAAGUAUUGGUUUCGGUAACAUCACUUCUAUGUUUUCAAAUUAUGUCAUUGGUCCAGUACAGGAACAGGUGAUGACACAAAAAACACCCUUUUUAUGUGGACACUUUUCUUAUUGUUGAAAAUAUGGACUGUUUUUACACAGGAAUAUUUAUAUACAAAUUAUAAUACUAUUUGUGAAACAUAACCAGCUUUACUCAAAUUGCACUUAUGGUUUUGAAAUGUUGCCAGUUUAUUUUGAAAUUCAGUCAGAUUUGUAAAAAAAAAAAAAAAAAACAUGUAACACAACCAAAGAUUUUCUGAGUAUUUGAUCACACAAAAUAAAUGUCUUCACCACUUAUAUUGUUUAUUCUGACCUAGCUAUACAUAACAUUAUAUAUCAAAUCAGCAAGUUUAAGGGUUUUUCUUUGUAAUUGGAUAUCUAUAGGAAGAAAGCAGCCAAUCAGAAAGCAGCAUGUCUUCAGGGAAGCUUAAAUAGUGUCCGGGAAUGAGACAGCCUUUUAGAGGGAAGGAGGAGGAGAGAGAGUGACAGAAAAAGAGAGAGAGGAGGAGGAGAUAAAGCAAACCUGAGACUCUGCAUUAUAACAGCCAGUGUGGACAAAGCACA